This is a messenger RNA of Misgurnus anguillicaudatus (oriental weatherfish), 623 nucleotides long. RefSeq names its product distal membrane-arm assembly complex protein 1. The record is from RefSeq and is a predicted model, not a curated record. Lineage: Eukaryota; Metazoa; Chordata; Actinopteri; Cypriniformes; Cobitidae.
UAAACGCUUCCGGUGUGUAAGGUCACUGUCACAUGCCCGAUAUUUCUCACUGGGCUGUCCUCUGUCUGAACAUACAAAAUGUUACAUUUUUAUCUUGCAAAUAGAGUGUGACACUGUAUUUAAACAACAGACUUGAAAGAAAGCUCUGACAUUUAUCUCUUGGAUAUUAGACACGUCUGCUUAAUAAUGUCAAAUCCACAAUCAACAGAUCAGUUGAGUCCUGUCCCAUCUGAGGCGACGAAAAAGCAACUUUUUGGUAACUGCUGGAGCUGUCGACUGAUAUCAGGAGGUGGGCUGUUUGCUGCAGGUGGUUAUGUAUACAUGCAAGCGCGUAAUGUAAUGCGUCUAGGUGGACCUACAUCUAUGGGCACAAUUGCCCAGAUUGUAUUUGCUGCAGGUUUGGCUUCGUGGGGCAUCGUGGUGUUAACUGAUCCAGUUGGAAAAUCGACAAGGAAAACAUAGCCACUGAACCGUGGUCUUUCUACAUUGACCUUCAUUAUGAAUCAUGAUAGCCACAGUGGCAUGAUACUGCAAUGUUGAAAUUGUUUUGAAAAACUGAGAAUGUGGGAAGGAUUUAACAGUCAUGUAUAAACAUUAAAUGUUUUUUAUUUGCAAACUCCUAA